AUGUGACUCCCUCUCUGUGUGUUUUAUCCUCUUACUGCAGCUCUUCUUCUCACUUCAGAUUAGAACUGACUCUGCACAGGUGUCUGUCUUCUAGUCUGCAAAAAGAGCAGGACUGGCAUCAUGGUGAGUCCUGAACAGAAAGUGGUCCUGAUCACUGGCUGCUCCUCUGGGAUUGGCCUACGAAUGGCUGUGAUGCUGGCCAAGGAUGAGAAGAAGCGCUACCACGUAAUAGCCACGAUGCGUGACCUGAAACGAAAGGACAAGCUGGUAGAGGCUGCUGGAGAUGCGUAUGGGAAAACUCUUUCUCUUGCUGUGCUGGAUGUCUGCAGUGAUGAAUCUGUCAAACAAUGCAUAAACGGCAUCAAAGAUCGACACGUAGAUGUCCUUAUCAACAAUGCUGGUAUUGGCCUGGUGGGUCCAGUAGAAAGCAUUCCUAUUGAAGAGAUGAAGAAAGUAUUUGAGACUAAUUUCUUUGGAGUCAUCAGGAUGAUCAAGGAAGUGAUGCCGGACAUGAAGCAAAGAAGAGGAGGACACAUCAUUGUAGUAAGCAGCGUGAUGGGACUACAAGGUGUUGUGUUUAAUGACGUCUACGCUGCUUCUAAGUUUGCCAUGGAGGGUUUUUGUGAGAGUUUGGCUGUGCAACUUUUGAAGUUUAACGUCAUCCUGUCGCUGAUCGAGCCAGGACCAGUGCACACAGAAUUUGAAGCUAAGAUGAUUCAGGAUGUGAAACAAAAGGAGUAUCCUGGAGCGGAUCCUGACACUGUGCACUACUUCAAGAACGUCUAUCUUCCUUCUUCUGUGGACAUUUUUGAGGCACUUGGACAAACACCUGAUGACAUUGCUAAAUGCACAAAGAAAGUGAUCGAAGCAAGUCAUCCCCGUUUCCGUAAUCUGACCAAUCCACUGUAUACGCCAAUAGUGGCACUGAAGUACGCCGACGAAACUGGAGGGCUGUCUGUUCAUGCUUUCUACCACAUGCUCUUUAACAUGGGGCCUCUGAUGCAUGUCAGUAUGACUGCCAUGAAGUAUCUAACCUGUGGAUGUCUCAGGAGAAGAACAAUUUCACCAAACUAAAAAACAAUGUGAUUUACUAAGGACUUUCUCGUAAACACAACCAAUUUUAAAUACUUCACAGUCCAAAAUCAUGCUUACUGUAGUAGAUGGUUUCACAAUAUUAUCCUAUGUAUAACAUUUUAUGGGUGCUUAGAGACAGAAUUGAUGUUAAAUUUGACAAAAUUAGUCAUUAUCUUCAGUGCCAAAUUAAUAAGGCUUAAUAAAAUUUCAUUAAAAAAAACAAAAAACAAAUGAAACAACCAGAAUGAUGUGACUAAUGAAGACAUUUCAUGUCAUUGUGGCAAAUGCAGCAACAUUUGCUAAAAGACAAUUAUAAACACUAUGGCAUGAUAGAUUUUAAGAAAUAAGUUAAACAUGACAAGUUUUAUGACAGAAAAAACAGAUAUUGCAGCAGGGAUUAUGAACAAAAAGGGAAACAAACUGCUGCUCAGAUAGUAAACAAGAAAGAUUCACAGUUUUGCAGGGUUAAACAAGGGAACAUAUGGGAAUAUAAAAUAGGAAGAAGGCAAGAGCCUUCAAUUUUUUAAAGUUUUUAAUCUGUUUUCUGCUAAAGAUUUUGUAAACCUGGCCAGCAUUGUUGUGAUGUUGUUGGUAUUAAAAAUGAGGGUACAUCAACUAUAUCAUCACUGUUUUUGAGAUGGAAGGUGGGAGACUGUCCUAAUAAAGUCCAGUCACAUUAAUUAAGGGGGAGAACCCUCUCAAGGAGGAUCAGGGGAAAUGGACAGCAUGAGCGUCACAGCAAAGAUUUUGAAUACUUAUAACCAUGUGAAUUUUCAGUUUUUAUUUUGUAAUAAAUUUUCAAAAAAUUUUUCAUUUCUGUUUUUUUCUGUCAAGAUAAGAUGCUGAGUGCAAUUUAUGAGAAAUAAUAUGAACUUUUUUGAUUUUAGUAAAUGGCUGCAAUACUUUCCGUACCCACUGUAGGUAGCUCAGUUUUAGUCAUCAUGACUGUAGCAGUUUAUAUUUGCUGAAAAAAUACAUACAAUGUAAAACAACACAACAAUUGACAUUUUAACAAAAAGGCAGAGAGAAAAAAAUUAAACAUCUUUUAGAUAGCUCUAUUAUAAGCUAUUAUUACUAUAGAUGUUUCAAACUUUAUGUAUUUGUUUUUCACAUUUUUACACAUAUAUGUGAAUGCGUAUAUGUAUAAUUUUGACUCUGUGUGAUACAAAGAAUCAUCCUAAUAAACUGAAACUUGUGCACCUGA
Molecule: messenger RNA, 2278 nt
Organism: Poeciliopsis prolifica (blackstripe livebearer)
Lineage: Eukaryota; Metazoa; Chordata; Actinopteri; Cyprinodontiformes; Poeciliidae
Product: retinol dehydrogenase 8-like
Exons: 6
Coding region: 121-1074 (317 amino acids)
Biological process (GO): estrogen biosynthetic process
Cellular component (GO): cytoplasm
Molecular function (GO): estradiol 17-beta-dehydrogenase [NAD(P)+] activity
Source: RefSeq, a predicted model, not a curated record